Messenger RNA from Aspergillus calidoustus, 1299 nucleotides. The record is from the annotation of a GenBank genome assembly. NCBI's taxonomy places the organism in Eukaryota, Fungi, Ascomycota, Eurotiomycetes, Eurotiales, Aspergillaceae.
UCUUUGAUUAUCAAGCGCGAUUGGAAAGUCGCCGAACAUUGGGGAAGAGUGGUUGGUAUAAAAUGGCAGAGUAGCGACAGCAAACUAUGGCUGCAUCGGCUCCAUCUUAAACCGAAGACCUCCUUGAGCAACCUCAAUCUCGGACUCACUCAAUCAAGUCUUGAUACCAGCAAAGAUAUCAAAAUGACCAUCGCAAUUGCCGGCUCCGGCGACCUCACCCGCUACCUCGUCGAAGAAUUCCUCGCGGCCAACGUCCCCGUCGCUCUCCUCGUCCGCACCACGAAGCCUCAUUUCACCAAUGUCCCCAAUCUCACCCAGCUGACUGUCGACUACACCUCGAUCAGCUCCCUAACCUCCGCACUGAACCAAGCCGGAGCAACAACGCUCAUCUCUACAAUCCUCUCCUACGACACCUCGGCGUUUGUGACCACGCAAAAGAACCUCAUUGCGGCCGCCCAGGCCUCGAAGACCGUAACCCGCUUCAUCCCCUCCGAGUACGGAGUCGACAUCGCCAAGUAUCCCGACCAACCAGGCUUCUACUGGGAAACGCGCGAGCCAAUUCGUGAAAUCCUCCGAGAUCAGUCCAAGCUCGAAUGGACGCUGGUCUGCUGCGGGUGGAUUAUGGAUUAUAUCCUCCCGCCCGCAAACCGGUACAUGAAGGAUAUCGGCGAUGCGUUUCCGAUCAACCUUGCCGAGAAGAGGAUGGUUAUCCCUGGGACGGGGAGUGAGAAGGUCGAUUGGAUUUCUGCGCGGGAUCUUGCGAGGGGCAUUGUUAGUCUUGUGAAGGUCCCGAAGGGGCAGUGGGGGAGGUAUAUCUAUCUCUCUGGGGAGCGGAUGAGCUCUGAUGAGCUUGCUGCUGCUGUCAAGGAGAAGUAUCCGGAUAUCGAGUUUGAGGCUGAGUAUCUGUCGCUGAGGGUGCUGGUCAAUGCUGUUCGGGAUGCAAAGGACGACUUUGAAAGGAUCGCCGCCGAGUAUAAGAUUGUGAUUCCGAGUGGUUCAGCGGGGUUUGAGGAGGGGGUUAUUGAGCGGGAUCGGGAGAGGUACUUCAAGGAUGUCAAAUUCCGCACAGUCAGGGAGGUGUUGGAUGCUGCUGAGCUGGGUGUUAUUGUCUGAUGGUGGACAGGGUCUGUCUGUCUGUUACUCUUUAGCAGAGUGAAAAUAAUGGUGAGAAAAAUAAAUACAAAAAAAGACUAGUCACGCCCGGGAUCGAACCGGGAACCGUUCCGGCAUCUACAGUUGUAGAAGUAAUCAUAUUAAUGAUCACGUGUUAACGGAAAAUCAUGACCAUUAGACCACGCG